AUCAGUGUGGUGUGUGUCUCCGCGUUGUUGCUCCGUGAAGGGGUUUUUUUUCAGUGUUAAACAUUUUGUUAAUACCCAACGUAACCACGUUCGGUAUUUCACCCGAUAUUUCCCCUCCAACAAUUGCCCUCGGUUGUUUAACAUUGAAUCCCCAAGUUCAAGAACCAGUGACAGUAAAGGGCUCCAGUGUGAGCCCUCCCCCAACCGGUGACGACAGAAGGGAUUUUUUUUAAUAACAUCAGAGCAAUCAAGGAUGCAGCCAAGGAUAUACUGGAUUCUUGCCUGUGCGGCCAUCGUCUUCGUCGGGUGCAAUGCCGCCGCUGGGAGCGAGGAGGAGCCAAGUGGAAAGGAUCGAUCAGCGGGUAACACAAACUACAAUUUAUUCCCCGACGAUCUCUACCUCGACGAUCAGGCCUUGGAAGGCUCUGGACGUGGUGGUGGUGAAGUGCGAGACGACCUCGAGGCAUCAGGCAGUGGCCUAGGCCCCGACGACGAGGACGGCGACGGUGACCGAGAUUUCAAUAACGUCAACAGUAGGAUAUUACCAGAGCAGAAACCAGCCGAGCCGAACACACCCUACGUCGAGGAUCCUCACAAUACCAAGCACGUAACUGAGGAUCUUGCCCCGAAGAGACCGGAUAACGAAGUAGAUCUCGCUCCUGCCCGCGAGGACGAGCCAGAGGGUGAGGAGGACUCGGACGACUCACACGAGGUGUUAAUCAUGAAUCCGAAGCACGAGGAUCGCGCGAGCUCGUUCUUCGCACAGCCAGGCGUCCUAGCCGCUGUCAUUGGAGGAGCAGUUGUCGGCCUGCUAUGUGCAAUUCUCGUAGUAAUGUUUAUCGUCUACAGAAUGCGCAAGAAGGACGAGGGCUCGUAUGCCCUCGACGAGCCAAGAAGAUCACCAGCAGCGGCGUCGUACCCAAAACCUGGUGCGCCACAUCACAACCGUGAAUUUUAUGCUUGAAGGGAUUAAUUUUAAUACUAAAAUUAUAUUUCGGUUCGUGCCAAUCUCGAGUACGAUUAAACCGAUUAUUGACCGAGUCAAGACAUGAUUAAAUUCAAAAAAAGUGGUAAAUCAUUGGAUAAGGGAGAGAAAAAGCAGAAUUUAAAAUUGCAGAUGGAAUUUGAUUUGUGAAUGGCACUAGGUCGUCGAUGAGGGGGUGGCCUGUGGAGCUCCAAAUACUCAUCUUCACUCGGACGAGGGUCUUUCCUUCCCUGACUCCCAAACUUUCCUCACAACGCAGAAGACAUCCUAAAAAAUUCAUUCUGCCGUGUCUCCUCCACCGCCCGAAAUUCCCUAAAAAUCCCCUUCACAAGCAACAAUCAACAAAAAAAAAAAAACACCUCGAUCCCAGCUUAAGGCGCACCCCCAGAAAUUCCAGAUGCGUUUUACAUUGAACGAGUGAUAAAAGCGAGUGGAAAAAAUAAUGUGUGUAUGUGUAUAGGACUGAGAGAAGUUUAUUGUGAGUCGUCCAAUCCUCCAAUAAUUUUUUAUUAUUUUCUUUUUUUACAUUACGCCUUUGUACGGUGGCAACUGAAGGGGGAGGGGCUCCAGGGAUCGUAGAUCCUCCCAUGAGUCCUUCUCCAUUUUUUUACGUUUCGAGAGAAUCCUUUUUGUAUUACGUUGUCUCCCUGGUCCCCUCUGUCAAGUAAUUUCCCUUCAUGACGAUCGCGAUCGUUGAAGGAUCAUUUGUGGGGGAAUUUCAAUACAGAGGAUGAGGAAAUUAUGCAGUUUUGUCUCUUUCCAGUGGCCAAUGAUUUUUACUCGAUUUAACGAAUUAUUGUGCUGGGAUUUUGGAGGGGGGUUUUCGCCGUGGAACGAGACAGGGACUGCAAUUUUAAUUCCCCCACCUAUCCCAUGGAGUAGCGCACACGAGUCUUGACUGACUGAAACACACGUUUGCCAUAUUGAUCGUGAAAUUAUGCCGAAACUUGAUCCAAAAGAUCUCCUCGUGUUUUUUUUUAUUGUAUUUAUUGUGCGAUUGGGUGCAGUAACUAUUUAUUUGCACGGUUAAAUCGAUGAAAAAUUGUGAAUUAUUGAGAUUUUUUUUUCUUUACUCGUCACAGAGUUGGUUGUCCUUUUUAUUGAUUAAUUAGUAACUGUAGUCAUUCGAAUUGGUGUUCAUUGGGAUACAUUGAAACUGGCAACUAGAGAUUAAUUGAAAUAGAGAGGAUUUAAUGGAGAUGUGAAUUUAAAAACGCGUCUGCGGUGGCAUUUUACUUUUCUCAAACAUUUGUAUCUAAAUAUUGGUAGGAUUUAAUAUUUAAUCGUUAAUUCUACGGCUAUUUGUAAAUUCGACACUUUCCUACCACUGUAUUCAGUACGUCGAUUAUCGAGAGACAGAUGAUAUUUAACAAUGAAACAUGGAUAAGUCAGUGAGUUAUGCAGAAGGAAUAAAAAAAUAUUUGAGGGUAGGGAAUUGUGUAUACGAUGGGGAGGAAGAUGUAUGAUUAGAUCGGUGGCGAACAGGUGGAACGUGAUUAUUUUAUUUUUUUCAAUGCUCAUGCAGGAGGAAAAUGAUUUAAUUUUCUGCUGAAAUGACUAAUUUCAACGCAAUUGAAUUUGACAGUCCAUUCACAUUGUGGUGGAUUAGGGAUUAUUUGCAGAAUUUUUUUUUUCAAACAGCAGUUUAAAAAAAUGCAAAAUUAUUCCGUUCGAAUUCUGCGUUGUUUAUAAAUUCAUUUUGCAGUUAAUUCAAAGACAUCCGAAAAUCCUAAAGUAAGAACGUUCAUCACUUUCGUCAGAGAUCUAUUGAUUGAGAUUUAUGAAAAAUGAUGAAUAUCACACCGAUACUGCCAUAUUAAUCUAAGAAAUAUGAAUUUGGUAUGGAAAAAAGCAUUGAAGUCCGCCUUAGAGCAGCAUCGACUCUCCUCAAAUCGUAGAUAAAAUCCAAUUGAAAACAAAAAGAAAGAAAUCCCUCGUCUACCAGUUGGACAAUUCGCCAAGUUAUUUGUUACAUUCCGACGGAAAAUUGCACUAACGAAGCAUUUAAAAUUCGUUGCGAAACAAGAACAAUAGAAUUUCCUUAUUUGUGAUCAAGUCAAGAGUUAAAAGUGUUUCUGUUUAUUGUGAAGUACGUAAUUAUUUAUUAUCGAAUUUAAUUGUGCAGCUUUUUGGCAGUUAGUGCGGAAACAGAUGAGUCAUACGUUCAUAUGACUUUAAUUGAACUUUUUUUUUGUAACCAUGACAGUUUGCAUUUAAAUAAAUAAACGCACAUUGGCGCAAAGUUUAUUGGA
Diachasmimorpha longicaudata is the source of this 3237-nucleotide messenger RNA. It is a transcript of the gene Sdc, whose product is annotated as syndecan. Bases 254 to 964 code for a protein of 236 amino acids. NCBI's taxonomy places the organism in Eukaryota, Metazoa, Arthropoda, Insecta, Hymenoptera, Braconidae. Gene Ontology annotation, biological process: cell migration. Gene Ontology annotation, cellular component: cell surface; membrane. The record is from RefSeq and is a predicted model, not a curated record. The transcript has 5 exons.